Messenger RNA from Venustampulla echinocandica, 900 nucleotides. RefSeq lists its product as uncharacterized. Lineage: Eukaryota; Fungi; Ascomycota; Leotiomycetes; Helotiales; Pleuroascaceae. Bases 1 to 900 code for a protein of 299 amino acids. The transcript is spliced from 3 exons. The record is from RefSeq and is a predicted model, not a curated record.
AUGAGAACGGAUAUACUAAAGAAGCUACCUUUUUUCUUCGGCGGCAAGCCUGUGGAUCAGGUGUACUUUCCAUGGCUGCUGUGCAGAAACAAGACAAAUGCUCCAGUCUGCGCCUUUAUUGAUGCGGGGUGGGUGCGCCACAACGACCAAAAGGACUACUUCGCGGCGAGAGCACGGCAAGAGCAGCAGAGGGAGGCCAUUGCACCACGUCCCCCUCGACUAUCAUUGCAGGAACGAUGGCAGCGUGGACUCCCACUCGCGGAUGAACCGAAGGAGGAGCCAUUCAUUGACCCGUACUAUGUUGCGAUAAUGAUUGCGAUGGCCCAGGCCUCACCUCGACCUCCUCCGCCUACUGGAUUCGGUCCACCUACUCUACAGGAAGAUCGAUCAUUAAAAAAAGUCUUUCUAGUGACCAUGAUGGAGAACGAGUAUGCAGCCACACUUUACUCUGCAGAGGUCACACACGAAUUCCUAAGAAAGCUCGAUUAUCCAUAUGAGCGCUCAGACGCUCAACUUUCGAUCCGCAAACAAUAUGUAGUCGUCGACCCCCCUAAGUGGAUUAUCGACAUGGCACUGACGGUUUUCGAGAGUAUUGACCGAUUUUACUGGUCUAUUGAUGAGGAGGCUAAACUAGCAAGGGAGAUGUACUCUCGUCAACAGAACGUUCCCACAUCAUCGCACGCAACCGUGGAGACUGCUCACAGUGCUACACCACCUAGUUUGAAGCGCAAACCAUCCUCCAGUGGUACAGAUUCGCCUUCUGACUGCGGCCCCCCCAAGCCUAAGCGCCCACAACUUGAUUUGUACGGAGGCAUAAGCGCCGACAACGUGCACUAUUCGGAGACUCCAGGGCAGUUCACCAAGAAUCCAGAAUACCUAAAUCAAGGCAGGACACGGUAA